This is a messenger RNA of Paramecium pentaurelia, 596 nucleotides long. Lineage: Eukaryota; Ciliophora; Oligohymenophorea; Peniculida; Parameciidae. The record is from the annotation of a GenBank genome assembly.
AUGAUGAUAAAGAAAUUCAAAGAUGAAUGUAAUAAAUAUUGAUAUUUUUACAUAGAAAACAAAGUUAUAUAGGAGUUUAAUCAAAAUUUAACUUAAAAAAAUAAGAAUUAUAGGAGGCAUUAAACAAGCUUGAUUAAAUUAAUAAAGUUAAGUUAAAAUGAGAAAAAUAAAAUAAAUUGGAAUUAGAAAAAGUAUAUUUCUAAUCAAUUUAUUAUAUUAUUUUUCGAUUCAAUUAUAUAACAAAUCAUUAUUAUAUUCAAAUACUUAUAAGCAUACUAAUUGUUAAGUAAGUGAAGGAGGAAAAGUUGUGGAAAUUAGCAAUACUUCUUGGUGUUUUUGUCUUUGUGAAUAAGCAAUUCCAAAGACUGGGAAAAUAUAGUUUGCAUUUUAAAUGAUAAGUGGAUCAAGUUUUAUAGUUGAAAUAGGAUUUAGAGAGAUUAUGUAGAAAAAUAAUUAUUAUGAUUGUAAUAAAACUGGGUAUGUGUAUAUAUUUAUAUUCUAAUAGAACAUAUUUAAUAAAAGAAGAUUGUUAUACUUAUUCUCAUCAUACCAAAAAUCUAUAAAGUAAAAUUAUCAUUCUAAUUUACAAAUAAUGA